AUGGGCCUUGUCUUGGCCGAGGAGGAACGCCAGGCGCAACAUCUAAAGUCCGUACUAAGGGCCACGGCAGAUAGAUUGGAACAUGAAAUCAGGAGAGCAGACAAAGCGGUGUCGAGGGCAGAGUAUGCGGAAAUGCGUGCCCGCGAGAUGACGACUCGUGUGACAUCUGCAGAAAGUGGAAAGCAAACUGCAGAGCUUGACGCCACGCGUGCGAAGGAAGAAGCCAAGAGGUAUCAACUGCAGUGUGAAAGCUUGGAAAGGCAGCUAAAACGCAUGCAGGCGGAUGCCUCAUCAUUGCAGAAGCUCAAGGUAGAAGCUGACGAGAGUGCAUCAAGAGCGCGAGAUACGGCGAGGAAGUUCCAAGUGGAAUUGAAGAACCUUCAGGAGAGAGAAGAAGGGCGUGAAGAGAGUCGUAGAUUUGGUAUGCACAAGUGGUUCAAGAGUGGAAGAGCCGAGGGAUUCGAUGCUGGUCAUCUUGAAGGAUUUGAGGAAGGUCGAGAAGAGGGCUUUGAAGAAGGGAGGGAGGUGGGCUUUGAUGAAGGGCUGAAGGCGGGCAGAAAGGAAGGAUUCAAUGAUGGUUGGGAACAAGGUCUGCAGGACGAGCGUGAGCAUGCUUUGAAGGCUUUUGACAAGUUCCUCGUCGCAGAGUUCAAUGAAGAACCACAUGCACGCUCCUUGUCUCUUGUAAACUAUAUAAGCUUCUCUCUCUCCAUUUGUUUUCCUUGUAUCGCCAUCAUGGCUUCCUCCCAAUCUCUCCGUCGCAAAGGCCCUAAAAAUCUUCCUAGUCUCCCUUUGUCUGCAUUCACACCACCAAACACCGGCACUUCUGAAAGAUUCCCACUACCACCCACACCAGGUGCCAUAUUCCCAGACAUCAUCAUCGACUCAAACGUCGCGGCAACAGCUGAUCUGUCCAAGUACAAGUCAGAUGCAGCCCAACUACUGGAAGGGAAAGUGGCGGGAGUAGUCUUGAACUUGCAAGGCAAAGCACCCGAGGAUGUCGACAAGUUUAUACAAGGGUAUGAUCGUUCUCGCUCGAACCCGGACUUUCCUGUUCUUUCUUUGCUCGUUCCAUUCAGCCUCGAUGGCCCUGUACCUACCGAACCUCCUUCCCAUUUGUCCGAUUCUGCCAACGUCCCUACCGCUCUAACUACUACAUUCGUCAACGCUGCCCCACAAGGCAUAGAUAACUUGCGAUGGGCUCUCAAGCACAGCCGUGUCGUAGACAUUGAUGUUCAGGGUGAUAUCAUGGGCAACGAGACGGUGUGGGAGACCUUUGAGGAGCUGCUCACCAAGGCCACAGUAGAUCUUGAUGUGAGGGGAACUCCGAUCGUGCUAUCCAAUGUCCUGCCUCCCCCUCACGACCUUGAUCUCCACAUUGUUACCUUGAUGAAGCACCCUACAUACCGGAUGUACCAGGCACAUACUGCCGCCCUCUCUUUGUUCCCUAAUCUUCAUGUCAAGUUUAUCCCUCCAUUAUGGAACGCGACCACGCCACCGACGCCACACGUUGCUCCCAAAGCCGAAAUUCCAGAUACGGAAGACAAACAGGAGUGGAAACGCAGAAUAAAAAUGUAUAUUGGACCCGUCCUAGAGGCUUUUGGAUUCGAGCGCAUCAUCUUUGGCUCCUCUCCUUCUCCUAUCUCACAGUCUACCUCUAAUGUUUCCGAUUGGUACGAGCUCGUACGAGAGGCAUUUGCAGAACUCGGAGUCGAACAGGAAGCUAUUGACUCUGUAUUUUCUGUGAAUGCAAAGAGAGUGUAUGGCUCGUCAUAG
Messenger RNA from Serpula lacrymans var. lacrymans S7.9, 1776 nucleotides. RefSeq lists its product as uncharacterized. The record is from RefSeq and is a predicted model, not a curated record. The coding region runs from base 1 to 1776 and encodes 591 amino acids. The transcript is spliced from 5 exons. Lineage: Eukaryota; Fungi; Basidiomycota; Agaricomycetes; Boletales; Serpulaceae.